UAUUAAACGCUGCCAAAGAGUUCUCGAACUAAGUGUUUGUUUUUUUUAUGGACACUUACUAUAGCUACCAUGGAAGGGGCCCAAUUGAGUAAUCGAUUCAUUAGAAUAUUGCCCUUUUUUUUUAACAAAACGUUUCCCUGGGUAACACCUGGUUGCCAAUGAAGCAAACAUGGGAACAAAAUAGAAAUCAGAAAUACAAAUCAGAAUAUUCUCCAAUAGCACCAAGCAACACACAAAUCAACCGAACCCCCCUAGAGGUACCCGAAUCCCCAAUAAAGAUGAAUGAUACGGACGAUAUGAAGACGGCAUCGCUGAAUGACUUCAAGAAGGAGGCAAUGGCCUCCAUGGGGUGGACAGUAGAUGCCGAUAUACCCAUGGCUAAUGCCGAAAAUCUGGCCAUACUCAAGGAGCUGGAGGGCAUGAGGAUCCUGAAACUGGAACUGCUGCAUCACAUGAAUACGCUGGAUGAGCGGGACCAGGCGGUGGUCAGGCAUACCAAGAACAUUGAGGGAACCAUCCAGCAGAAUCUCACCCUGUACAAUUCACUGCAGAAGGAUGUGGUCAAGGAGGCGCACAAGGUGCAAUUGGUUAUACUGGAGCGCAACAAGAUCAAAGAGGAUCUGCGCAAAACCCAGAAGGAGCUGGAGGAGUACACCGAAUAUGCAGAGUUCACCCAGCGCAAAAUCUGCCUGAACAGGCGGGAGAUCGAUGAGCUUACCUCCCGCAUCAAGGACGGCAAGACCACGUUGCUGGAGUGGACGGAGGCCAUGGAGGAUGGCAACAAGGGGUACCAGUUGAUAGAGAAGUACUAUCUGGACGAUCAGCAGAGGGCCCGAGAGUUGAACACGCGCCGCCAGCAGCUCCAGGCGGACAUUGACAAGCGUCGCAAGUUGGUCGUCCAGCUCUACGACGAGCAGAACACCCUGGAAAAGAACCUGGAGCGGACGGCGUGCCUGUAUAGGGCAGCACAUGUGGAGCGCCGCCAGAUGGUGGACACGUGGAAGAACGCCGUCAAUCAGAUGACCCAGCGCGAGCAUGACAUUCAGCGCAGCGAGUCGGAGUGCGUCAUGCUGAUGGAGGAGGCGGCCGCCGUUACCCAGAAGUACAAGCUCCACGACCAGCAGUUGGACGAGGUCAUCGAAAACAAUCGCCAGGUGGAGUACGGCAUUGAGGCGCUGAACACGGAGACAUCGGACAUGAAGAACCUGAUCCAGCAAGUGAUUGAUGCGGCCAUACUCAAGGAUCGCGAGAUUGACUCGCUGCGCAAGGAGCUGGAGAAUCUCUCGAACAGGGUGCACGUGCAGCGCUUGGAGAACCGGAAUUUGGUCAAGCAACGAGAUGCCAAGAAGCAGGAGAUCGAGGGCUUUACGGCUGUCAUGGAGCAGGUGCAGGCGCGCCUGAAGUCGCUAGAAAACAAGGCCCUGAAUGCAGAUCAGCGACUGAAGAUACUCGAGGAUAUGGUGGAGAGCGAGGAGGCGAUGCUAAAGAAUCUGGAUAAGGAGCAGCAGAAGGUCAACGAUCUGCUGUUCCGCACCCAGCGCCAGGUCACAGAGCUGAAGGACGAGGAGAAGACACUCCACGUGCAGAACGAUUCGCUCGCGUGCACACUGGCGGCCCUGAAGCGCAACCAACGCCAGGUGAACCACGAGCUGCAGCGGCAGACCGAGAUCCACUACAAUCUGUGCUUCAAGUUUCUGGAAGUUGAGCGCCGCUACGCCCAGCUAAGCGGCAGCCAGGACGAUCCAGAGGUGGAGGAGCGCAAUCUGAAGAUAUUGGCCAAUCUGGAGCAGGACAUGGAGAAGCUGCAGCGCCUGAUCGCCACCACGGAGGCGCAGAACAAGAAGCUCAACUACAACAUGAACAACAUGGUCAUCCAGUACAACGUCGACGAGAAGGAGCUGGACAUGGUGCGGUUCAAGAUCAAAGAGGCGCAGGUCUACUGCGAGGGCACCGUGAAGCGUCUGCGCAUGAAUCGCUUCGAGAACUCCGAGCGGAUCGUCGAGCUGAAUAUGGUGAAGAUGCGCUGCAGCGACCUGGAGAUUGGCAUCGGGGGCUGCGACCAGGGCUCGUAUGACCUGGAACAGCAUCGCCUCAUCUUCCGGCGGGCCAUCAAGGACCGGACCGUCGAGCUGCGCAGCCAGGAGGAUGUCCUUCAGCUGAAGCGCAAACAUCUCAACGAGGAGCUGAGCACCCUGAAGGCCGAUCUCGGCGAGCGUAAGAAACAGAUCGAUGCCAUGCGUUCGCGGUUCGAGCUCACCUCUUGCCUGUUGGGCAAGAACGAUGAUGGCACUCUCGUGACCAGCACCCAGCUAAAGGUGGAGAGUGCCCAGAGCCGGCAGCUGAUGGCCGACGAGGGGGACGCCUUGAAUAAGAAGGUGCUGAAGGCCGAGCAAGAAGUGACUGCACUGGAGAAUACUCUGCGGCAAUUCGAUCGCUCCAACAGUAACUACCGCAAGACCUUCGAGCCAGCGGAUGAAAAUUCAAAGGAUCGGGAACGUGCCGAGCAGGAGCUAAAGCAGAUGGAGGAAGCCUACGCCCGCGAUGUGGCAACUUUGAAGCAGCUGCGCUGCAAGAAGCAUCGAUAUGACCAAAAGCUGACGGCUUUGAAGGCCGAGGAGGAUGACCUGAUCACACGCCUCGAACAGGCCAAGGCCGAGCGGGGAGAGCACUCGGAGGAGCUGGAGAAGCUGCAACGGGAUCUGGACGAUCAGCGUACGAAACUGGAUAGAGCCAACCGCGAGAUUCGCAUUCAGCUGCGUGAGAUCAAGCAGCGUCCGAUCAGUGACGAUUUCCUGGCCCAUUUCGAGCGGGACCUCAACCUGCAGGAGCUGGAGGCGCGCAACUCCAAGGGGCUGAACAUGCUGGUGGAUAUGGCCAACAGCGAUGAGAAUGGCCCCGAAAUCAUUGACCAACUACUGCAGAAGGGCCUCAAGCUGCCGCAGCAUUUGAAGCGCACCCGCAGCUGUGUGUCCUGGAAGACACCCUCGUCGUCGUCCCAGGAUGCUGGCUCCUAUAUCAGUGCCGCGGGCAAGGGCUUCCUGGCAGGCAUCAGUGCCCGUUCCUCGGUCUCCGAUUUGAGUUCCCUCAAGGACGACAGCUCCACAGCCUCUGUCUCGGGUCUCAGCAUUAUAUCCCUCGAGUUUCCCACGCAGAAAUGAUUUUAUUUGUUUUCUCUUUCUUUCCUUUGUUUUGGUACUAUGAUAUCAUAAUUACGUUUAUAUUUUAUGGUACGUAUUAUUUUCUCCGGGUCCGGCCCGGGCCUCACGUGCUUGGCCAUCGAACUGUUUACAAAUCGACCGUCUAAACGGAACAGCAGGGAAAAUGCGUUGCCAAAGCGGGCCCAAACCAGAGAGCGGAGCAGCCAUAAAAAUAGCAUCCCAACAAAUGGGGCUACAUUCAUAUACAUAGAUACUAUAUUUGUACGCGUGUGUGUAUGUGUGGCCUAGGGUAUGCACAUUUCUUCAAAGCAACGGCCGUGGAAUACUCUUCUGGCAGAAUAAAUCUCUUCAAGCAAAACAUAUCAUUUAGAUCAUAGAAACUUUGGCACGAGCAUUUAACU
Molecule: messenger RNA, 3559 nt
Organism: Drosophila obscura
Lineage: Eukaryota; Metazoa; Arthropoda; Insecta; Diptera; Drosophilidae
Gene: Ccdc39
Product: coiled-coil domain-containing protein 39
Exons: 3
Coding region: 159-3158 (999 amino acids)
Biological process (GO): cilium movement; inner dynein arm assembly; cilium-dependent cell motility
Cellular component (GO): axoneme
Source: RefSeq, a predicted model, not a curated record